AUGUCGACAGUUAUCCUUGGAGGAGGUAUCAUUGGAGCCUCAAUUGGGUACUACCUAUCUGCCAACCAGCCAGAAGGUGAGAUUCACAUCGUUGAUCAAUCUCGAGAGCUUUUCACUUCGGCCUCGGGAUAUGCCGCGGGUUUCCUAGCUAGAGAUUGGUUCGAGCCAUCUCUUGCCCCUCUUGGUGCUAUGUCCUUCGACUUGCACCAUGAGCUCGCCGCAGCGCAUGGCGGAGACAGGAAAUGGGGAUUUAUGAAAGGAACAGCAUUCAACUUGGACACUGUUGCUCAACGCAAGCGAGAAGGAGGUUCCAGCAAUGACGAUUGGUUGCGAACGGGCAACAGUAGAGCAGAGACGGCAGCUGGAUCCGAGGACACCGCUCCGGUUGAGUUUCCGGAGUGGUUGACGAUGCAGAAAGGGGGAGUCCUGGAGAAGAUCAACCGAGGCGAAACCGUGGCACAAGUAGAUCCAUUGCGGUUGAGCCAAUUCCUCAUUGACGGUGCUGUCUCCCGAGGCGUUAAGCUUCAUAAUCCAGCCCAGGCCGCCGCAGUUGUCGAGGAUGUGAACGGCACGAUUACCGCCGUCAGAAUCAAGUCUUUAGAUUCCAAGAAUGAGACAAUCAUUCCGUGUACGAACCUGGUUCUGAGCGUGGGACCGUGGACACCACAAGUUCUCAGAGACCUGUUCCCCUCCUCUCAGGUGUCGCUUGAUAUAACGCCUUUGGCUGGAUAUUCACUGGUCUUUCGAUCCCCUCGGCAUACGAUGGAGCACGAGAAAAAUGUCUACCGUGGGACCAGCCAUGCUGUAUUCACCACACACCCUCCGUCAUGCGGGUUUAGCCCCGAGAUCUUCCUCAGGGAAGGCGGAGAGAUUUAUAUCGCCGGUCUCAACGACCCCGGGAUGAAGCUUCCACACCGUGCCGAGGAUACUAGCCAGCUUUUUGAUCCCUCCGAAAUGCAAAAACUCAAAGAUGUUGCAGUUCGUCUAAUGGGUUAUCUUCCCAAGGGUAUAAAGGAGGCUACCGAAGAGACGGCCAACACAGAUGACUUGGAGAUUAUCCGUGAAGGGUUGUGCUUCCGCCCGGCGGGAAAUACUGGCGUUCCCACAAUUGGAAGAGUUGGAGAUAACUCUUUGGGAGGAGUGAAACCAAACCCCAGGGGGGGCGUCUUCAUAGUCGCUGGGCACGGACCGUGGGGAAUCUCUUUGUCCCUGGGAACUGGAAAGGUUGUUUCUGAGAUGAUCAAAAAGCAAAAGCUUUCAGUAGAUGUAAGCGGCUUAGCCGUUUAG
Messenger RNA from Penicillium egyptiacum, 1287 nucleotides. NCBI's taxonomy places the organism in Eukaryota, Fungi, Ascomycota, Eurotiomycetes, Eurotiales, Aspergillaceae. The record is from the annotation of a GenBank genome assembly.